UCAUAGUCAUCGGUAAACUCGAAACUCCAAAAACGUACUUUAGUUACAACUAAUGUACACUUGUUUUUAAGGAACAACUAUUUGUUCUCCUCUGUUCAUCUUCUGAAAAAAAAAAAGAAGGAAAAAAAACAAAACGUAAAGGUUGUUUCAUCAAUGGCUCAUUUUUGGAACCAAACUAAUGCUUUGUUCCGCAAGAAUCUCGUAUAUCAUAAACGGCAUGCUAGAUCACACUUGAAGGUGAUUUUUUUUCCAGCAGUUCUGUUUAUACUGCUAGGAGUUUUGCAAAGUUAUGUCAACAAGGUUAAAAGAGAAACAGAACAACCCCCUCAAUUUAAAGCUGAAUACCCUCCUUUAUUGCAAAUGCCUACUCCUCAAUUUCGUGCCGUGAUGACUGAUUCAAUGCCGUUUCCUGGACUGCCUGAUGCAUCUUGUAGAGAAAAUGGUUCAUGUCCUGCUACCGUACUUAUCACAGGGAACAACAGAACCAUUGGAGAAAGUGUGGCUGGGAAGAUGUUCAUAGAUUCUCCAGAACCGAAUUCAAGAAGUGAUUACAAAACUAUUGCCGAUGGCAUUUUCGGGACAGAUGCGUCAUACAACGACUUACUCUUUCAUACAUCAUACUACGGUUUACUCUUUCAUGUUCGACCUCAUUGUUCUGCAGAAAAUUCAUCACGCUUCAAAAACUCUACAUCAGAAACUGACGUCAUAUGUGCGGAAGGUUUAUAUUUGUGGCGCAACAGCUCUGCUCAGAUUAAUGAUGAGCUAUUCAAAGGAUUCAGAGAAGGAAAUACAGAGGGGAAAGUAAACGAAGUUUUGGCAGCUUAUGAUUUCUUGGAUACAAAUGGAGAGAAUUUCAAUGUCAGCAUUCAAUUUAAUUCUACUCAUGUGGACGAUUAUCGAAGUGAUGGCCCUCAAUUAUUGAGGAUACCGCGUGCAGAGAACAUGGUAACGAAUGCCUAUCUCCAAUUUUUACGUGGUUCCUCUACAAAGAUGGUUCUAGAUUUUGUUGCUGAGAUGCCUAUUCCUGGCGGAUACAUAAGGCCACGCGACAUAUCUACCUUUCUCAAUAUUCUCUUCUUUACAUGGGUCAUUCUACAAGUAUUUCCGGUUAUAUUAUCAUCUCUGGUUUAUGAGAAGCAACGGAAGUUAAGGAUCAUGAUGAAGAUGCAUGGCCUUGGGGAUGUUCCUUAUUGGAUGAUUACUUACUUGUAUUUUCUUGUCAUUUCCUUAAUCUACAUGUGCUGUUACUUUGGAUUUGGUGUACUGACAGGUAACGCAUUGUCCAGGCCAGCUGCUUCUUUCACAUUUAUACGAGCUGGUUCAAUAAUUUUUUUUUGUUUUACAGGGUUAACAAUCUUCAAGCUGAAUUCAUAUGGUGUCCAGUGCAUCUUUUACUUUGUUUUCACAAACUUGCAAAUAUCUAUGGCUUUUCUAUUAGCUGCAGUGUUCUCAAAUCUGAAAACUGCCUCAGUUGUUGCCUAUACAAUUGUCUUUGGGACGGGGAUCCUGGCUUUUCUCCUUUUCCAGCCCCUAGUUGAUGAUGCAUCAUUUCCUCGUGGUUGGCUAAUAUUCAUGGAAUUAUACCCUGGCUUUUCUCUGUAUCGAGGGUUAUAUGAGCUAUCCCAAUAUGCCGCGGGCGGAUACAUUGUAGGGACUUAUGGGAUGUGCUGGGAUUAUCUUAGUAACAGCAAUAAUGGCAUGAGAGAGGUUCUGAUUAUCAUGUCAAUUGAAUGGGUGGUAUUUCUGAUUGUUUCCUAUUACUUGGAUCAAGUUAUAUCAUCUGGAAGUGGAAACCGUCGGAGUCUUUUGUUCUUCUUGCCAAAUUCUCAAAGGAAGCAUUUAACGUCAUUGGAGAAAACUUCUUUUCUCAGCGCAGAAUCAAGUGUUCAAAUUGAAAAUAAUCACGUUUCCGAAGAGAGAAAGAUGGUUGAACAAUUGCUAGAAGCGCCACAUUCAGAUUAUUCUUCCAUUUGCUACAACCUCAAAAAGAUGUAUCCUGGAAAGGAUGGCAACCCCGAUAAAUUUGCAGUUAAAGGAGUAACUCUCGCCUUUCCGCGCGGGGAAUGCUUUGGCAUGCUUGGUCCAAAUGGUGCAGGCAAAACUACUUUUAUUAGCAUGAUGACUGGGCUCUUGGAGCCAAGCUCUGGGACUGCAUAUGUUGAGGGUCUAAAUUUGCGGACUCAAAUGAACGAAAUAUAUGGUAGCAUGGGUGUGUGUCCACAACACGACUUGCUCUGGGAUACCUUAACAGGAAGGGAACACUUACUCUUUUAUGGAAGACUUAAAAAUCUCAGCGGUGCUGCUUUAAGCGAAGCAGUCGAGAAAUCUCUUAAAAGUUUUAAUCUUUCCCAAGGAGGAGUUGCUGACAAAUUAGCAAAAAAAUAUAGUGGGGGUAUGAGGAGAAGACUCAGUGUAGCCAUUUCAUUAAUUGGGGACCCCAAAGUUGUCUAUAUGGAUGAGCCAAGCACUGGACUUGAUCCUGCAUCACGAAAAAUGUUGUGGGAUGUCGUUAAGCAUGCAAAGCAAGAUAGAGCAAUCAUUCUCACCACACACUCGAUGGAUGAGGCAGAAUAUCUUUGUGAUAGGAUAGGUAUCUUCGUGGACGGGAACUUCCAGUGCUUGGGAACCGCAGAUGAGUUAAAAGCUAGGUAUGGGGGAUCCUACAUGUUCACUAUGACUACAUCACCAGAAAAUGGGAGUGAAGUGGAAAACUUAGUGAAACGUCUAUCUCCAAACGCACAGAAGACCUAUCAUUUGUAUGGAACUCAGAAAUUUGAGCUUCCAAAAGGUGAAGUGAAACUUUCAGAUGUGUUCCUAACGGUUAGACAAGCGAAGGCGAGAUUUCCAGUUCAAUCUUGGGGCUUGGCUGACACAACGCUGGAGGACGUCUUCAUCAAGGUGGCAACUGAGGGAGAGUGAUCACUUCUUUACUGCUAAUCUUAUAGUCAUGUCGAAUCCCUUAUUCUCUUGCUUGUAAAAUAUAUGUGAAUUAAAGUUGUUCGGUUUGUAGACAAGAAUGAUUGUUGGUUUAUGUUAGUGAAUUGCUUGGUCAAUUGACCAAACACUGUUCAAA
Molecule: messenger RNA, 3073 nt
Organism: Capsicum annuum
Lineage: Eukaryota; Viridiplantae; Streptophyta; Magnoliopsida; Solanales; Solanaceae
Product: ABC transporter A family member 7
Exons: 17
Coding region: 154-2919 (921 amino acids)
Biological process (GO): transmembrane transport; lipid transport
Cellular component (GO): intracellular membrane-bounded organelle; membrane
Molecular function (GO): ABC-type transporter activity; lipid carrier activity; ATP hydrolysis activity
Source: RefSeq, a predicted model, not a curated record